Messenger RNA from Argiope bruennichi, 897 nucleotides. RefSeq names its product piggyBac transposable element-derived protein 4-like. The coding region runs from base 1 to 897 and encodes 298 amino acids. The transcript has a single exon. NCBI's taxonomy places the organism in Eukaryota, Metazoa, Arthropoda, Arachnida, Araneae, Araneidae. The record is from RefSeq and is a predicted model, not a curated record.
AUGAUAUCAAUUAUUGUCGAGUGCACGAAUACUUUUAUUCGAUCAAUUGCAUGUAAAUUUGGAAGAGAAAGAGACCCUCAUCCUACAAAAAUUUCUGAAAUAAAGGCAUUUAUAGGACUUCUCUAUUUUGGUGGACUGCACAAAUCUUUCCAUGUAAAUGUAAAGGACCUCUGGGCUACUGAUGGGACAGGAAUUGACAUAUUCCACCGUACUAUGUCAUAUAAACGUUUUUUAUUUCUGAUGAGGUGUGUCAGAUUUGAUGAUAUAAGAGAUCGUUCUUCUAGAAGAGAAAUGGAUAAACUUGCUCCCAUCAGAAAUAUUUUUGAAAUGUUAGUUGCAAAUUGUCAAAAAGUUCAAACUCUUGGAGAAUAUGUGACAAUCGACGAAAAAUUAGAACCGUUCAGAGGAAGGUGUUCAUUUCGACAGUACAUGCCAAAUAAACCAGCCAAGUAUGGAAUAAAAAUUUUUGCCUUGGUAGAUGCGAGAACAUUUUAUAUAUGGAACCUAGAGAUUUAUGCAGGAACUCAACCAGCAGGACUAUAUAACGUUGAAAAUGGCCCAGACAAAAUUGUAAAGAGAAUACUAGAACCUAUUUUCAAUUCAGGACGCAACCUAACUGUUGACAAUUGGUACACUAGCUAUGAUUUAGCAAAAGACCUCUUGAAGAAAAAAAUUACACUUGUGGGAGCAUUCCGAAAAAAUAAAAGGGAGCUUCCAAAGGAAUUCAUUUCUGGAAAAAAACGAGAACAAUAUUCAACAUUAUUUGGAUUCCAAAAAAAUUUGACACUGGUUUCUUACGUACCGAAAAAAAAACAAAUGUUGUUCUUUUAUCCUCAAUGCAUAAUGGUGGUACAAUUGACGCUUCUACAAGAGAAGCAAAGAAACCAGAGAUUAUAA